CGGAGUCUCGCUCUGCCUAGGCUAGAGUGCCGUUGCGGGAUCUGCAAUCUCCGCCUCCCGUUUUCAAUCUAUUCUCCUACCUCAGCCUCCCGAGUAGCUGGGAUUACAGGUGUGUGCCACCACGCCCAGAUAAUUUUUGUAUUUUUAGUAGAGAUGGGGUUUCACCAUGUUGGCCAGGCUGGUCUCAACUGCUGACCUCGUGAUCCUCCCGCCUCAGCCCUCCGAAGUGCUGGGAUUACAGGCGUGAGCCUCCAUGCCUGGCCAGAAGUUUUGUAGAUUUAGCCGUGGCAUGAUCAAGGAGUUCCUGUCCGACAGUUUCUAUUUUCUCAACGAGUUUUCUGAAAAAAAGGGGAGAGGCUGUUUCCCAGGGAGUGCACAAUUCUGAAGGCUAACCAGGGACGCCUGGUUUUGGGCAACUACAAAUGGUUGUGUUCAAACUAAGCGUGUGUCGGACACGGGUUGGAGUGUCAAGAGGGAAGGCAGGAGCGUUUAGUCUGCUUCAGAUAUGAAGACUCCCUGUAUCCCCACUCCUAAACAAGGGAGCAAAGGCAGGGGCCAGAGUCCUGCUGCUCAGGUGAGGCGCCCCACGUGGAACGCGCCGGCGCGGGAGAGGCGGCCUGGCGCAGGUCAUUUGGGACCUCUGCGGGUUGGCGCAUGCGCGCCAGGCGCGCAGACUCGCGCUUCUUUCCCUUUUUUAAGUUUUCUGUGUUACCCCCGGUUCCGCUGUCUGUUCUGUCUACAGUUUGAGAUCCCCGCGUCCAGGAUGGAGCAGCUGAACGAACUGGAGCUGCUGAUGGAGAAGAGUUUUUGGGAGGAGGCGGAGCUGCCGGCGGAGCUAUUUCAGAAGAAAGUGGUAGCUUCGUUUCCAAGAACAGUUCUGAGCCGAGGAAUGGAUAACCGGUACCUGGUGUUGGCAGUCAAUACUGUACAGAACAAAGAGGGAAACUGUGAAAAGCGCCUGGUCAUCACUGCUUCACAGUCACUAGAAAAUAAAGAACUAUGCAUCCUUAGGAAUGACUGGUGUUCUGUUCCAGUAGAGCCAGGAGAUAUCAUUCAUUUGGAGGGAGACUACACAUCUCAUACUUGGAUAAUAGAUAAAGAUUUUGGAUAUUUGAUUCUGUAUCCAGACAUGCUGAUUUCUGGCACAAGCAUAGCCAGUAGUAUUCGAUGUAUGAGAAGAGCUGUCCUGAGUGAAACUUUUAGGAGCUCUGAUCCAGCCACACGCCAAAUGCUAAUUGGUACGGUUCUCCACGAGGUGUUUCAAAAAGCAAUAAAUAAUAGCUUUGCCCCAGAAAAGCUACAAGAACUUGCUUUUCAAACAAUUCAAGAAAUAAGACAUUUGAAGGAAAUGUACCACUUAAAUCUAAGUCAAGAUGAAAUAAAACAAGAAGUAGAGGACUAUCUUCCCUCAUUUUGUAAAUGGGCAGGAGAUUUCAUGCAUAAAAACACUUCGACUGACUUCCCUCAGAUGCAGCUCUCUCUGCCAAGUGAUAAUAGUAGGGAUAAUUCAACAUGUAACAUUGAAGUCGUGAAACCAAUAGAUAUUGAAGAAAGCAUUUGGUCCCCUAGGUUUGGAUUGAAAGGCAAAAUAGAUGUUACAGUUGGUGUGAAAAUACAUCGAGGGUAUAAAACGAAAUACAAGAUAAUGCCACUGGAACUUAAAACUGGCAAAGAAUCAAAUUCUAUUGAACACCGUAGUCAGGUUGUUCUGUACACUCUACUAAGCCAAGAGAGAAGAGCUGAUCCAGAGGCUGGCUUGCUUCUCUACCUCAAGACUGGUCAGAUGUACCCUGUGCCUGCCAACCAUCUAGAUAAAAGAGAAUUAUUAAAGCUAAGAAACCAGAUGGCAUUCUCAUUGUUUCACCGUAUUAGCAAAUCUGCUACUAGACAGAAGACACAGCUUGCUUCUUUGCCACAAAUAAUUGAGGAAGAGAAAACUUGUAAAUAUUGUUCACAAAUUGGCAAUUGCGCUCUUUAUAGCAGAGCAGUUGAACAACAGAUGGAUGGUAGUUCAGUCCCAAUUGUGAUGCUGCCCAAAAUAGAAGAAGAAACCCAGCAUCUGAAGCAAACACACUUAGAAUAUUUCAGCCUUUGGUGUCUAAUGUUAACCCUGGAGUCACAAUCGAAGGAUAAUAAAAAGAAUCACCAAAAUAUCUGGCUCAUGCCUGCUUCGGAAAUACGGAGUUUCACUCUUGUUGCCCAGGCUGGAGUGCAAUGGCGUGAUCUCGGCUCACUGCAACCUCUGCCUCCCAGGUUCAAGCAAUUCUCCUGCCUCUGCCUCCCGAGUAGCUGGGAUGACAGGGAGAAGAGUGGCAGUUGCAUUGGAAACCUGAUUAGAACGGAACAUGUAAAGAUAGUUUGUGAUGGGCAAUAUUUACAUAAUUUCCAUUGUAAACAUGGUGCCAUACCUGUCACAAAUCUAAUGGCAGGUGACAGAGUUAUUGUAAGUGGAGAAGAAAGGUCACUGUUUGCUUUGUCUAGAGGAUAUGUGAAGGAGAUUAACAUGACCACAGUAACUUGUUUAUUAGACAGAAACUUGUCGGUCCUUCCAGAAUCGACUUUGUUCAGAUUAGACCAAGAAGAAAAGAAUUGUGAUAUAGAUACCCCAUUAGGAAAUCUUUCUAAAUUGAUGGAAAACACGUUUGUCAGCAAAAAACUUCGAGAUUUAAUUAUUGACUUUCGUGAACCUCAGUUUAUAUCCUACCUUAGUUCUGUUCUUCCACAUGAUGCAAAGGAUACAGUUGCCUGCAUUCUAAAGGGUUUGAAUAAGCCUCAGAGGCAAGCGAUGAAAAAGGUGCUUCUUUCAAAAGACUACACACUCAUCGUGGGUAUGCCUGGGACAGGAAAAACAACUACGAUAUGUACUCUCGUAAGAAUUCUCUACGCCUGUGGUUUUAGCGUUUUGUUGACCAGCUAUACACACUCUGCUGUUGACAAUAUUCUUUUGAAGUUAGCCAAGUUUAAAAUAGGAUUUUUGCGUUUGGGUCAGACUCAGAAGGUUCAUCCAGCUAUCCAGCAAUUUACAGAGCAAGAAAUUUGCAGAUCAAAGUCCAUUAAAUCCUUAGCUCUUCUAGAAGAACUCUACAAUAGUCAACUUAUAGUUGCAACAACAUGUAUGGGAAUAAACCAUCCAAUAUUUUCCCGUAAAAUUUUUGAUUUUUGUAUUGUGGAUGAAGCCUCUCAAAUUAGCCAACCAAUUUGUCUGGGCCCCCUUUUUUUUUCACGGAGAUUUGUGUUAGUGGGGGACCAUCAGCAGCUUCCUCCCCUGGUGCUAAACCAUGAAGCAAGAGCUCUUGGCAUGAGUGAAAGCUUAUUCAAGAGGCUGGAGCAGAAUAAGAAUGCUGUUGUACAGUUAACCGUGCAGUACAGAAUGAACAGUAAAAUUAUGUCCUUAAGUAAUAAGCUGACCUAUGAGGGCAAGCUGGAGUGUGGAUCAGACAAAGUGGCCAAUGCAGUGAUAAACCUACCUCACUUUAAAGAUGUGAAGCUGGAACUGGAGUUUUAUGCUGACUAUUCUGAUAAUCCUUGGCUGAUGGGAGUAUUUGAACCCAACAAUCCUGUUUGUUUUCUUAAUACAGACAAGGUUCCAGCGCCAGAACAAGUUGAAAAAGGUGGUGUGAACAAUGUAACAGAAGCCAAACUCAUAGUUUUCCUAACCUCCGUUUUUGUUAAGGCUGGAUGCAGUCCCUCUGAUAUUGGUAUUAUUGCACCAUACAGGCAGCAAUUAAAGAUCAUCAAUGAUUUAUUGGCACGUUCUUCCAUUGGGAUGGUCGAAGUUAAUACAGUAGACAAAUACCAAGGAAGGGACAAAAGUAUUGUCCUGGUAUCUUUUGUUAGAAGUAAUAAGGAUGGAACUGUUGGUGAACUCUUGAAAGAUUGGCGACGUCUUAAUGUUGCUAUAACCAGAGCCAAACAUAAACUGAUUCUUCUGGGGUGUGUGCCCUCACUAAACUGCUAUCCUCCUUUGGAGAAGCUGCUUAAUCAUUUAAACUCAGAAAAAUUAAUAUCCUUUUUCUUCUGUAUAUGGUCACAUUUGAUUGCACUGUUGUAUUUAUUUACUUGUUUAAAUUAAAGCUCUCACUAUGUUGCAUAAGCUGGUCUUGAACUCCUGGGCUCAAGCGAUCCUCCCACCUAGGCCUCCCAAAGUGCUGUGAUUACAGACGUGAGCCAUGGCCCCCAGCCUAUAACCUUUUUUUAAUCCAGAACUAAUGAUUAGAUUAAAAUGGAGUAUUAUUUAUUUUAAAUACAGGACCUUGCUUUGUCACCCAGGCUGCAGUGCAGUGAUAUGAUCAGAGCUCACUGCACCCUCAAUCUCCCAGGCUAAAGUGAUCUUCCUACCUCAGCCUCCCCAGUAGCUGGGCCCACAGGUGCAUGCCGCCAUGCCCAGCUAAUUUUUGUAUUUUUUUGUAAAGACAGAGUUUCACCAUGUUGCCCAGGCUGGUUUUGAACAUCUGGGCUCAAGUGAUUCACUCACCUCCUCCCAAAGUGCUGGGACUACAGGUGUCAGCCACCACACUCAGCCUUUUUUUUCCCAAGAAGUGGUGCCUAACUUCACUCAGGCUGGAGUGUAGUGGCGGGAUCACUGCUCACUGCAGCCUUGACCUCCUGGACUCAGAUAGUCCUCCCACCUUACCUUUCUGAGUAUCUGGGACCACAGGUACGUACCACCACGCCUGGCUAAUUUUUUAAAAUUUUUAAUAGGAGGUGAGCCAGUGCACCUGGCCUUAAGAUAAAUCGUUUUUUAAAAAUGUAUAUGGGCUUGGCCUGGUGGCUCACGCCUGUAAUCCUAGCACUUUGGGAGGCCGAAGCAGGUGGAUCUCGAGGUUGAGAUUGAGACCAUCCUGGCUAACAUGGCGAAACCCCGUCUCUACUAACAAUACAAAAAUUAGCUGGGCAUGGUGACUGACGUGUGCCUGUACGUCCCAGCUACUCAGGAUGCUGAGGCAGGAGAAUCGCUUGCACCCGGGAGGCGGAGGUUGCAGUGAGCCGAGAUCUAGCCUGGUGGCAGAGCGAGACUCCAUCUCAAAAAACAAAACAAAACAAAACAAAAAAACAGUGUAUGGAGUUCUUAGGCUUCAUAAGAACUUCAUACUUCUUAUGAAGGUAUGAAGUAGGCUAAGAUAUAUAACUCUGAGGCUGGGCGUGGUGGCUCACGCUUGUAAUCCCAGUACUUUGGGAGGCUGAGACAGGCGGAUUACCUGAGAUUGGGAGUUCGAGACCAGCCUGACCAACAUGGAGAAACCCUGUCUCUACUAAAAAUACAAAAUUAGCCGGGCAUGGUGGUGCAUGCCUGUAAUCCCAGCUACUCGGGAGGCUGAGGCAGGAGAAUUGCUUGAACCCAGGAGGCAGAGGUUGCGAUGAGCCGAGAUCACACCAUUGCACUCCAGCCUGGGCAACAAGAGCGAAACUCCAUCUCAAAAAAAAAAAAAACAAAAAAAAAAAACAGAUAAAUAACUCUCAUUGCUUAGGGGCAUAAUUAUUCAUUGAAUGCCAUAAAGAUCCUUAUUUUUUUUUUUGUGGUUCUGUAGGUCAAGUUACAAAAUGUUAAAUAAUAACGUCAUAAAUUUAUGCCAC
Molecule: messenger RNA, 5574 nt
Organism: Symphalangus syndactylus (siamang)
Lineage: Eukaryota; Metazoa; Chordata; Mammalia; Primates; Hylobatidae
Gene: DNA2
Product: DNA replication helicase/nuclease 2
Molecular function (GO): single-stranded DNA helicase activity
Source: RefSeq, a predicted model, not a curated record